AUGGCAGGCCAUACUUCUCAAUAUCGAGAUACCUACGGGGAUAAGAAACGGAACCGCGACGAUCGCGAAAAAAAGGUUCAUGAAUUGGUGGACAGGUACGAGUCUCUGCGCGAACCCAGCGCUGCUCUUCGCCACAUUCAUCGCGACUCGGACUUCUGUCGCCUCUUUUGCGAGAUUGUCGAGCAGCAGAUCAAGUUGAUCAAAAGUCGCCGUCAGGAAUUUGAUGACGGACACAUCACAGUCUUUGACAAGGCGCUGAAAGAGCUCAGUUACAAUGGAAGUACCGCCAGUAAUCUGGGUGUUCAAGAGUUGUACAUUCGAGAGUACAUAGGGAUCAACCCAGACGCGCCUUUGCCUAAUAUUGAGGAGACUUUGGCUAAGACUAUCUUGAUCAAAGGUUUCUUGGAAAAAUUCUCCCUUCCUCCUUUAAAGAAAUCAUCCUCGCCAGCAGAGACAGAACCCCCCAGAGAAACUUCCAUGGCAAAUCCGCCCUUCAGUCACACAGACACUGAAACUUACAGCAUCUUCAACCAGGAUCCCAUCGUCAAGAACGAGGACCCUAAUUGCAAGAACCACGCCGAAGCACUACUAAAGCGGUAUUUCGAUGCCAAGAAAGAUUUCUACAAUCUCAAAUCUGAAAACUACGAGGAAAACGCGGUGGCGGCAAAAUACUUGCGCGACAGUGCCGAAAACGCCUUGAUUUACCUCAAAAAGGACGACCUGGGUUGUGACGCGUUGCUGCACGAGCUCCAAACGAACCAGACUUUUGGCGAUGAAAAGCUCCUCCCGCGGAGGUGGUUCCCAUCCUUGACCGCGAUGGCCAGCUCCUCCUCCUAUCUUGCACCACCUGCCAGAUACGGCAGGCAGCCUGCCGAUUCCGCCUCUUCAGACGCAUCAGACGCCGGAGACACGCCCUCGACCAGCUCCUCCGAUCCCCAAUUCACCCCCGAAGCCAGUGGUACCGACGAGGGGAGCCCGUCUGCUCGCCCUCAGCUCGGAUCGCCCGAGCUCCCCAAACUAGACACAAACCUCGGCAAGGAUGUCGAACCUGCACUGUCCGAUGAGACGGAGAGCUUCCUGUCUAGGGACGACGACGACAAUGACGAUGGCUACGAUUCAGACAAGUAUUUCAGGCCCCCACCUCGCCAAAGAAAGACAUCGCAUGAUUACACGCCAGAGGAAGAGCGCGGCGUGGUGAAAAGACUGGAUAAGCGCCUGGUCUUGUUUCUGGCGUUCUUAUACAUGCUCUCGUUUUUGGACCGGUCGAAUAUCGGCAAUGCCAAAAUCGCUGGAUUGUCGGACGAUCUGAAGCUAUCUUCUUCGCAAUAUGAGUGGCUUCUUACAGCAUUUUAUAUCACCUAUAUCUCGUUUGAGUGGAUGACGUUGAUGUACAAAGUCGUUCCAGCGCGUAUCUACAUUCCACUGUGUGUCUUUGCAUGGGGCCUAUUUGCUUCGUGCCAAGCUCUAGGGUCAUCGUUUUGGGCCAUGAUGUGCCUGCGCGCAUUGCUUGGAGUUUCAGAAGCAGCAUUCGGCCCUGGAGUCCCAUUCUACCUCUCGCUGUUCUACAAACGCGAAGAGCUCGCCUAUCGAACCGGCCUUUUUAUCUCGGCCGCGCCCUUGGCUACAUCAUUCGCAAGCAGUCUCGCAUGGCUGAUCAUUAAAAUCGGAAGCAAUGCGCCCAUCGCCCCAUGGCGCUUGCUAUUCCUUGUAGAAGGAUUCCCGAGUAUUGUCGUGGCUGUCUUUGCCUGGUUGUUGAUUCCUGACUCGCCCGGUACGGCCAAAUUCCUCACGGUGCGGCAGCGCAAAAUAGCCAAAUUGCGUCUGCAGGGAACAAAACUCGAGCGGCAUGAGUCGUCGGAUGAGAAAUUUAAUUGGAAGGCUGUGCGCGCCGCGCUUUCUGAUCCCACGUCAUAUCUAGUAUCUUUGAUGUUUCUUGGCUGCAAUAUUGCUUUUAGCUCAAUGCCCGUCUUUUUACCUACUAUUGUCAAAAAUAUGGGCUACUCCUCGUUGGCUUCACAGGCACUCUCCGCACCGCCAUUCUUGGUUGCCUUUGUAACGGUACUAAUUACCGCUUCCCUCUCGGACAAAAGUCGAAGCCGAAGCCCGUACUUGAUUUUCCACGCUCUAUUGUCGGCUACUGCGUAUCUAGUCAUUGGAUUAGCAGGGUACUUUCAGUCAUAUCUGCCCAACACUCUCGACACAAUCAUACGAUACGUUUGCAUUUACCCAGCGACUUGCGGGUUCUUCUCUGCCAUAACGAUCAUCAUCACAUGGAGCAUGGAUAAUCAGGUGGCUCACGAGGGUAAAGGGAGCAGCGUCGCCCUUCUCAAUAUAGUUGGCCAGUUUGGGCCUCUUAUUGGCACCAGACUGUACCCUGACAGUGACGGGCCGUUAUAUGUGCGCGGCAUGCUUGUAUGUGCCAUUUCCAUGCUGUUUGUGUCCUGUCUAGCAUUGUCGCUGCGAGUAAUUCUUGCGCGAAGAAACCGCCGUAACAACGAGCAGGAGGACAAGAUGGGGAUAGAAAUGGCCGAGGGAGAGGGUCUGAUCAGCAGCGAAGGCCAGGCGCCCGCGCAGGCUCAGAGAUUUGUGUAUAUCAUUUAA
Messenger RNA from Talaromyces rugulosus, 2601 nucleotides. RefSeq lists its product as uncharacterized. The transcript has 6 exons. Gene Ontology annotation, biological process: transmembrane transport. Gene Ontology annotation, molecular function: transmembrane transporter activity. The record is from RefSeq and is a predicted model, not a curated record. NCBI's taxonomy places the organism in Eukaryota, Fungi, Ascomycota, Eurotiomycetes, Eurotiales, Trichocomaceae. Gene Ontology annotation, cellular component: membrane. The coding region runs from base 1 to 2601 and encodes 866 amino acids.